CCUUCUCGUCACACUGCGCCACGCCCCGCCCCGCCUCGCCUACUACUACUUUCGUCUUCCAUCAACUGACAAGACGUGUCACGUUUUCUUGCGAGACUUCUUCUUACAUCCAUCGUUAACUCACCAUAUUCAGCGGAGUAUGGCUAACUUCACGUAUACGCAUAAUGUCGGUCAACGUAGUAGUACGAUCAUUGAAACGUACCACACCCCCUCCCUAACCUCCCCCUUUUAUAAUUACGUUCUUUCACCGAUAAGAAAUGUUUUUCUCUCUUUACCAAAACGAGUACAACAAACGAGUUCACUCGUCAGCGUAUAAUAUGGCGUUUAUUUCUUCGAUUCGUAUUUAUUUUUUUUUACGUUCGACUUAUUGUUGCAAUUGUAAACGUUCUUCAAGCGCUGUUAAUCGCGGCGCUGUUCUUUUCAACCAACCGUGGACAAAACGAAAGACCAACCAACCGACCGAAUGACAAGCAACUGACUGAGUUACUCCCGUUACAUCAACGCAACAACACGCAAAUCAAAAUCGCGGGAAAUUUUAAAUAUGAAUACCUUGAUUAUUUGAUUUUCUUUAUAAAUAAUUUUCAAUCUUUUUUAUUAUAGACGAUAACUACGUCCAACGUGAUGUCAUCUGAUUUACUAAUAACUUUUACAAAUCUGACAUAAUUAAAAAAAUUUCGUAACAAUGUUUAAACAUAAGAUAUUAUUGUUAAUUAAAAAAAGUCUUGGCAUUGAUUAUUCGAUCGUUUUAUAUCAAUAUGUUCUUCGUUAUUUCAUUGACAUAAUCCUAACCUAUAAUUCCAUCACUAAUCAUGCGCUGUUUAUAUAAUCUCAUUUAGACGUAAAAGAUAUCUAUUUUUUAUUUUUCUUUUUUCUUUUUUUUCUUGUUUUUGGCAAUUAUUUUUCUUUGAUCCUUCACAAACACUAUAACUAACUCAUUUUUAUUUACACUGUUGUCUUCACGAAUUUGUUAUACAAUCGUUUAAAAACUGUUUGAAAAAUCUAAUAUGGCAGCCAUUUCGGAUUUAAUGCCAUUACUUCCAGUUACUCUUGUUAAUCCUCCACUGUUCUAUUUUCGUUACCCUUAUUUUCCUGUUGUUUCUUUUUCUUUUUUAUUUAAAUUUUUCUUUUUUUAAUUCAACAAAUGUUCGUACUUCUAUCACGUAGAUAAGUCAGAAAAAAGAUUAAAUAACAAUAUCUUUUGUCAUAAUUGAAGUCAAAAAAAAAGAUUAAAUAACAAAAUCUUUUGUCACUAUUGUUAACGUGUAACAAGUGUAUUUUUAUUUUAUAAAAAAUAUGAGUAACAUGAAAAAUUAUCGUAAAAAUGGUGGAGGGAAACGUCCACAAAAGAAAACAGAACCUAAGGAAAAACCACAAUUAUUAGUACAACCUAAACAAUCUUAUGCUGAGUAUGACAAUAACGCAAAAGCUGAUGACAAAAGUAAAGAUUUUGAAGCUUUUAUAAACCAACCAAUUUCGAUGGAUGGACAAUUUGUUUUUAAAUGUGAAAAGAAUUGGUCUGCAGAUGUAUUAGGAUGUUUUGACUAUUUUACUCUAGAUUUAAACUUACUUUCUGCUGCUAUGAGAUGCAUACCUUUUAAUGAAUGUGUUAAAAUAAAGGAUGAAUAUUUCACAGCUGAUCAAUUAACGAGUUUCUACAAUGCUGUUGAAGAAGGAAAAGAAGCUUAUAAUGAUAUUCUAUCUAAUUUAGAAAUUUCUAGUUCAUCUAAUACAAUGAAUUUUAAUAAAUCAUUAGAUAGAGAAAGUAAAGAAAAACUAGAGAUGAAUUUAAAUCUUGAAAAGUCUAUGACAGAUAAUAAAACAUUUGAACCUAAGAUACAAAAUAAAAGUGACGAUAGUGAUACAGAAGAAAGUUUAGAUUUCUUAUUGUCUCUUAAAUCAUCCACCUUACAAAGCAAUAAGAAACAAAUGGCCUCAACAGAUGUAUUUUCUAAAAAUGAACUCAAAACGCAGUCCGCUACCUUAUCAACUAAACCAAUUGAUCUUGAAAUCUGGCUAGAUAAAAUAUUAGAUGACUAAAACUUGAAAUUUGUAUAUUUGUUUAUAAACUUAAUCUUAAAAAUUCAAUAAUAAGAUUGCAUAUAAAUAGGAAAAAUAUUAUUACAAAGUAAUUAUUAAUUUUCUGUAAUAAAGUAUAAUACUAUUAGAUUAACUAUUAGAUUGUUAUUGUCGUAAUAAAAAAUGCAAAUUUUUUAUUAUACUGUAAAAGAAUAUGAAUUACUUAUUAAUAUAUUUAAUGUUUUAGACUUAUUGUGUACAUUAUGUAGCAUAAAAAUCAAUAUGAAAAUUUAUUAGUAAGAUAUUCAUGCAUAUAAUCAUAAACUACAAGCAUAAUAGCUCCACCUGGGCCCAAUCUCAAUACUUUUGGCAAUAAACCUUUGUAUAAAGCUUUGAAACUGAAAUAAAAAAAAGAAAAAAAAAAAAAAAAAUAUAAGUAAUGUUUAAUUUUAUCAAUUUAUAAGUAAUAUGAAACAAUAGUUUUAUACCCUUCGUUUUUAUAAAUAAUACAUAUAGUAUUUAGUGUUCCCUUGUAUUGUAUAUUUCCUUGUGGUCCUUGUAUACGACUUUUAGCGACAUCAAAAGGUAUAUUCAAACAAGAAGCUACUGUACCUGACACAAAACCUAGACCGACCUAAAUAAUCAAUAAUAUUUUAUUAAAAAUAUAAUAAUAUAAAAAAUGUUCAUAAAUAUUAUAUUAUAAUUACCUUAGUUACGAAUUCAAGCAAAGGUUC
This is a messenger RNA of Vespa velutina, 2750 nucleotides long. RefSeq lists its product as uncharacterized. Bases 1294 to 2037 code for a protein of 247 amino acids. Lineage: Eukaryota; Metazoa; Arthropoda; Insecta; Hymenoptera; Vespidae. The transcript has 3 exons. Gene Ontology annotation, biological process: negative regulation of G2/M transition of mitotic cell cycle. The record is from RefSeq and is a predicted model, not a curated record.